AAACGUUUCUGUCUGCUGUUGCAAUGGCGUUUGCUGCGACAGCACUUUGCGGCAGCAGGGAAAUCGAGGAGAAAGCAGCGACAAACGUCGCCAGCGGAUACGUUAUCGCCUCAAACACCACUGGAUUUAUGUAAUAUUCGGUGAACUACCUUGUAUAUUGAUUGUAUAUAUCUUCGCCUUGUGGAUGAGAUUGUGUUCAACGUUUUCCAAGCGUGAAUCUCCACCUUAAUGCGGUGGGAUGGCCACAGUGCCGCCUGGGCCUAGUAGCGCACUGCCUGCAUCCCCGGCUGAAAGUCCUCCUUUCCCCGGGGCUGGGAGCGCGGAGCCGGCGGGGGAAGACGGAGAGCCGGCCUGCCACCGGGAGGACCGUGUGUCCGCCGGUACGGGGAAGAAGUCGCAGCCGUUGGGCGACGUCAACACGUCGGUUAAGAAUAAGCAGAAAAACAUGCUAGCGCGAGCUAGCCCGGCGGCGCUGCACCUCAAAAUGCAGCCGCGAGAGCAGCAGCUAAACGGGUUGUCCAGCUCCUCAGAGGACGCGGACAGCCACCAGCACACCGACAGCCGGCCCGACAACCCCAGACCGUCCGUGGACAGCUGUGAUAGCAGCGGCAGCAGUGAGGAGGCUCCGACGGCUAGAAACAAUAGUGAGCGUUGCCAGCACGAAGGCCACAGCCCCUUCUCCAAAAACGGCAGUCACUCUCCGCUGGUUAACAAUAGCAUGAACGGGAUGCCGGGUUUCACGAGAACUGACGCGGCCCACAGCCACCCUGGGGGCGAAGGGAAGGGGGAGUUUGACCACACGGAGCCACCGAGACCGCCCACCGUCGAGCCGCCGGACGGCCNNGGCGGAGAGGAGAGCCCCGCUGACCCGCAGCAGCAACCACCGGCCGAGGAGCUGGCCCGGCUCGACCUGAGCAGCUCUGCCGGCCGAGCGGAAGAGGAUAGCCACGGCAUCCGCUAUGUCCGCUACGAGUCCGAACUUCAGAUGCCGUGGAUCAUGAGACUGAUCACCAAGGACUUGUCUGAGCCUUAUUCAAUUUACACGUACAGGUACUUCAUCCACAACUGGCCGCAGCUCUGCUUUCUGGUGAGCGAUGUGGAGCAGGAGUGUGUCGGAGCCAUAGUAUGUAAGCUUGACAUGCACAAGAAGAUGUUCCGUCGUGGCUACAUCGCCAUGCUGGCCGUGGACUCAAAACACAGAAGGAAAAGCAUCGGUACUAAUCUGGUGAAGAAGGCCAUCUAUGCCAUGGUGGAGGGUGACUGUGACGAGGUUGUAUUGGAGACUGAAAUCACCAACAAAUCAGCCCUGAAGCUGUACGAGAACUUGGGGUUUGUCAGAGACAAGAGGCUGUUCAGAUACUACCUGAAUGGAGUGGACGCGCUGCGGCUCAAACUGUGGCUCCGCUAGAGGAAAGAAGAGGGGGACAGGGGAGGAUGGGACAGCGGGUGCUGUUCACCUCAAACACUAUCAGCUUGACAGCCUCAGCUCUGCCCUGGUCAUUUCACUCUUCACACACACACACACACACACACACACACA
Messenger RNA from Morone saxatilis (striped sea-bass), 1540 nucleotides. RefSeq names its product N-alpha-acetyltransferase 30, NatC catalytic subunit (gene naa30). Gene Ontology annotation, molecular function: protein-N-terminal amino-acid acetyltransferase activity. Gene Ontology annotation, biological process: N-terminal peptidyl-methionine acetylation. NCBI's taxonomy places the organism in Eukaryota, Metazoa, Chordata, Actinopteri, Moronidae. Gene Ontology annotation, cellular component: NatC complex. The record is from RefSeq and is a predicted model, not a curated record.